CAACACACAUUUCGGGAGUGUCAAAGUCAAAGUGUGCAUGGUGUUAGCACGCACGCUUUGAGGUUAUACUUGUUUCAAACACGCUUUAGUUUGUGACACUAUUUACAUAUACAAUGUCGUUCCGCGGUAGAGGAGGUGGUGGCGGCGGUCGUGGAGGUUACGGUGGUGGUGGCGGAGGAGGAGGUAGAGGCUUCGGUGGCCGUGGAGGCGGCGGCGGCCGCGGCGGCUUCGGAGGCCGUGGCGGUGGACGCGGUGGCCGAGGCGGUGGCGGUGGUGGUGGAUACAGACAACAAGAUCAAGGCCCGCCUGAGUCUGUAAUCCCACUGGGUCACUACGGCUGGACAGUUCAGGACGAUUUGGUGUGUAAAGUUGACAUCGAAGAUGUACCAUACUUCAAUGCACCCAUCUUCCUCGAGAACAAGGAACAAAUCGGGAAAAUAGACGAAAUAUUCGGUAACCUGCGUGACUACUUCGUAUCUGUAAAGAUGAGUGACAACUAUAAAGCCAACAGUUUCAAGUCCGGACAGCAGUUUUACAUUGACCCGGCAAAGUUACUGCCACUGAAGAGGUUCUUGCCACAGCCUCCUGGUGCUAAGAGAGGUCGUGGUGGCGUAGGCCGUGGAGGACCUCGUGGAGGUCGUGGUGGCGGCGGUGGUUUCGGCCGAGGUGGCGGUGGCGGUAGAGGAGGUGGUUUCAACCGAGGUGGAGGCGGUGGACGUGGUGGUUUCGGCCGCGGCGGCGGCGGAGGAUUCAACAGAGGAGGUGGUGGCUUCAGAGGAGGAAGAGGAGGGCGAUAGCCACUGACUGCAAGUGAUUAGACUAUAGUUAUGUGCAUUUAGAGUUAAGGACCCUGUGUUGAUGUCUUGUUAUAGUUGACCUGCAAGAAGCUGUAUGAGAGAGUAUAAUAUUCAUUAUUAUGACGUCUAUUGUCUUUGUCUACAAGCAUCUACUUAAUGAUCAAUGAAAUGAUGUUUUAGCUGAAGACAACAGAUACUUAUUUUGUCUAUAAUAUGUUGAAUUGUGGAUGCUGGAUAUCUGAUAAAAAUAUUUUGUAUUGAAUGACUUGUAUAAAAACUUGUUAAAUAUGAGAACAUUUAAAGUUUGUUAGGUUUUCCACGAGAUACAGCUAAAUAAAUAUCUAUAAAUGUAUUCCAUAGAUGUAACAUUAAAACCAUAUUACAGUAAUUAUACAUGUGGUAUUUUUCUGUAAAUACAUGUGAUAAUUAUUUGCUAGAGUAUUUAGGGUCCCAUGAAUACCUAAAUUUUUUAAGACAUGACAGUUCAAAUGUUCAAAUAGACACAGUUCUUCACUUAUUUGCAGAUAUAAAAUGUAAAAAAUAAUUUUAAGAAAUAAAACCUAUAUUUUAAGAUAA
This is a messenger RNA of Spodoptera litura, 1373 nucleotides long. It is a transcript of the gene Gar1, whose product is annotated as Gar1 ribonucleoprotein. Gene Ontology annotation, biological process: ribosome biogenesis; snoRNA guided rRNA pseudouridine synthesis. NCBI's taxonomy places the organism in Eukaryota, Metazoa, Arthropoda, Insecta, Lepidoptera, Noctuidae. Gene Ontology annotation, molecular function: box H/ACA snoRNA binding. The record is from RefSeq and is a predicted model, not a curated record. Gene Ontology annotation, cellular component: box H/ACA snoRNP complex.